AUGGUGAUGAACCCUAUGAUGAUGCCUGGCAUGCAGGGCAUGAUGGUGGGCAUGGGUGGCCCCAUGGGCGUGCCCAUGAUGGGCCCCAAGCAGCCAGGCGGCCCGGGCAGCAGUGGCGCCACAGGCAGCGGCGGCGGCUACGACCCUUCGCGCGGCAUGAUGGCUGGGAUGCCCCUCCCGAUGCCGAGCAUGGCUAUGGGGAUGGCGCCGGGCUUCAUGGGCAUGCCCAUGCCGAUGCCAGGGGCAUCCAUUGCGAUGGGCGGCGGCGGGAUGAUGAUGAUGCCAGGCAUGGGCGGCCCCAUGGCGAUGGCGGGCGGCCCGGCCGCCGCGGGCCAUGGCGGCGCGCUUGCAGCGGCCAAGCAAUGGAAGCUGUUUGUUGGCCAGAUCAGCUUCGACCUGACAGAGGAUCAGCUGCACCCCUUCUUCGCACAAUUCGGCACAAUAUUGGAGCUCGCGUUGCCCCGCACUGACGGGCGCAGCCGCGGCUACGCCUUCCUCACAUACUCCAGCCGCGCAGAGGCGCAGGCGGCGAUUGAGGGGGCCAACGGCGCUGUUGUCCCGAGCGAUCCACGGGCGCGCGCGCUGACCGUGCGGUGGGCCGACAACAAGGGGCGCUGA
Messenger RNA from Monoraphidium neglectum, 618 nucleotides. RefSeq names its product RNA-binding protein C3, CELF family. Gene Ontology annotation, molecular function: RNA binding. The record is from RefSeq and is a predicted model, not a curated record. The coding region runs from base 1 to 618 and encodes 205 amino acids. NCBI's taxonomy places the organism in Eukaryota, Viridiplantae, Chlorophyta, Chlorophyceae, Sphaeropleales, Selenastraceae. The transcript has 3 exons.